This is a messenger RNA of Salvia splendens (bonfire salvia), 1407 nucleotides long. RefSeq names its product putative proline-rich receptor-like protein kinase PERK6. Bases 266 to 1390 code for a protein of 374 amino acids. Gene Ontology annotation, molecular function: ATP binding; protein kinase activity. The transcript has 9 exons. NCBI's taxonomy places the organism in Eukaryota, Viridiplantae, Streptophyta, Magnoliopsida, Lamiales, Lamiaceae. The record is from RefSeq and is a predicted model, not a curated record. Gene Ontology annotation, biological process: protein phosphorylation.
CUUCUGCUUAUGUUGCUGUCGAAAGAAGAAACGCAAGGAUUACGAUGAUCAUGAGAGUUAUUAUGAUCGAGAAAAGCCUCGUCGCGAUUCAGGACACUACUACAAAAGCACACAUGGGAACAGAAACUGGCAGAACAACGGCAGCUACAACCCCAAGGACAGCAGCAAGAAAUACCCACAGCCGCACAGCUCAGAGCAGUGGGUCCCAACUCCGCCCCCGCCUCCACCCAAUCUGAGCUCGCGCAUAUUCUCAGGGGGGGCGACGAUGCCCCCUCCGCACCCACCAAUGGUGUGGAGCGGCGGGAACAACAAGAGCACGUUCUCAAUCAACGACCUGGCCGCCGCAACGGACGGGUUCGCGCAGGCAAACCUCCUCGGGCAGGGGGGGUUCGGGUACGUGCACAAGGGGGUUCUCCCCAACGGGAAGGAAGUGGCGGUGAAGAGCCUGAAGUCGAACAGCGGGCAGGGGGAGCGCGAGUUCCAAGCGGAGGUCGAGAUCAUCAGCCGCGUCCAUCACCGCCAUCUCGUCUCCUUGGUUGGCUACUGCAUCUCCGGAUCGCAGCGGCUGUUGGUUUAUGAGUUCGUUGCUAACUCCACUCUCGAGGAUCACCUUCAUGGGCCUGACCGACCGACUAUGGAAUUCUCAACUAGGCUCAAAAUUGCUUUGGGCGCUGCCAAAGGCUUUUCUUAUCUUCACGAAGAUUGUCAUCCUCGUAUUAUCCAUAGAGAUAUUAAAGCUGCAAAUAUUUUGCUUGAUGACAAUUUUGAAGCCAAGGUGGCUGAUUUUGGAUUAGCCAAGCUUUCGUCCGACAACAAUACUCAUGUUUCAACUCGCAUAAUGGGAACUUGUGGAUACUUGGCUCCUGAGUAUGCUUCAAGCGGGAAGCUAACUGAGAAAUCCGACGUGUACUCAUUCGGGAUCGUGCUUCUAGAACUCAUAACUGGCCGUCUCCCAAUCGACGACACAGGGGAUGAAGAAGAUGAUAAUAUAGUUGAUUGGGCUAGGCCAAUUUUGAUGAAUGUGGUGGGAGAAGGAGCAAGCUACGAAGAGCUGGUGGAUCCAAAGCUAGAAAACGGAUAUGAGCAUGGUGCAAUGCUUCGUAUGGUUACCGCCGCUGCUGCCUGCGUAAGACAAUCCGCAAGAAAACGUCCUAAAAUGAGCCAGGUUGUUCGGGCUCUGGAAGGCGACGUUUCGUUGGACGAUUUGCAUGAAGUGAUAUUGAAGGGUUCGUUGUCAGCGAGCAGCUCCGACUUCGACUUGCAAAGACAUCUAAGGCCCGGGCCCGGGGUUUCUAAUCAAAGCUUCACUAGUAGCGACGUAAGUGACCAACCCCAAUCUAGUUCCCACGAACAGAGACGGCCCGGCCCGAUGUUCCGCUACGGCUCGUGACUUUUUUGUAAACUCAA